UUGCAGUGUUUCUAAAACGUGUUUGGCCCGUGGACCACUCGGCCGAAGCAAACUUUUACGUGGACCACCCAGCCUCACACUCCUGGAACCGUUAUCAUGGGGAAGAGGAAGGCCGACCUGGGCCGGGCGCUCCGGGCACGGCUCAAGGCGCGCAUGGAGAGGUCCUCGGGCUACGACUCGACGUGGGACACGAGCGACGAGGACGAGGCCGCGCAGCAGACGGACUCGAGGCCAAAGAAGGCGGAGAGAACCUUGUGUGGGAGAAGCGUGUUUGCAGCAAAGGAUCUGCAGCGGUAUCGACGUAACUAUCCGGGCACACAAGAUGACAUCCCUGCUGGAAGGAUGAUGAACUAUAAAUUUUAUCUGAACCAGUUGAGGUGCAAGCCUGGCAGCAUGCUGAUCGAGGAGAUACUCACCGACUGGUUUUCUGACUACGAGCAGCUGGAAUGGAACCACUCGUACAUCCAGUGGCUUUUCCCGAUAAGGGAGCAGGGCAUGAACCCCUAUGCAGCAGUAUUGACCAAGGAAGAGAUUGAGAAAUUCAAGGAGUCAAAGGAGGUUCAGGGCCGGCUGAUGCGGGCCUACCGCAUGAUGCUGGAUUUUUAUGGGAUCAUGCUCGUGAAUGAGGAGACUGGGGAAGUGGCGCGUACGGGCAACUGGAGGACGCGGUUUCUCAACCUGAACAGCCACACGCACAACAACCUGCGGCUGACGCGCAUCCUCAAGAGUCUGGGGGAGCUGGGUCUGGAGAGGAUGAAGGCACCGCUCGUGCGGUUCUUCCUGGAGGAGACGCUGUGCAACAAGCAGCUGCCGCGCGUGAAGCAGAGCUGCCUCGAAUACUUCGUGUUCACCCUCCGCACGAAGAAGGAGCGUCGAGAGCUGCUGCUCUUCGCCCGGAAGCACUACCCGCAGCCCGACGACUUCCCGUGGGGGCCGCCCGCGCACAAGCUGCCCGGCUUCAGGAAGCCGGCGGCAGAGCAGCAACAGCAGGAGCAGCAGCAGGAGCAGCAGCAGUGCGUAGCAGCGCCAGAGAGCGGUGGGAACGGCUCGUCCGAGCAGAAGGAACAGAAACACGACGUCGGCGCGGGCUCGGAGAUGGACGAAAGCCACGACGAUUGGAAAAUGGAUGGCGACGAAGGGAAGUCGUCGCCACUUGGCGACGACCCCAGGCCCGAUCCCACGCGGCCCGCGGAGUGGAGCGACGGUCCUCACGUCGCCACAGCGAGCAGCUCGACGUGUGCCGCUCACAAGGCAGAGCGGACGAAGACCGACGCGGCCACGUCGACGGAGGAAGAAGGGGAAUACAGAAGUGUGCUCACAGGCGCCUGGCGAUGCGACAAGACCGUGACGCCGUGGCGAGGAGAGGGAGCGGCGACGGCGGUGAUUGCGUCGCCGGCCCCAGACGGCACCGCCACCGCCGGGAAGCUGCGUGCGGUCGUGGUGUCGCACACGACACGUCUGCAGGAAGUAUCAUCCGGCGCUGAGAAAGGUUCGCCACGGAGCGGUGGGCGCAUGGGCAGCGCUUUGCAUGCGGCCAGAAGCCCGGCUGAGAAGAGCGUGUAGAACGAACAGUCGUGUAGCAGGAAGGAAAUCGGUGAAGUUUUCGUUAAGCUUCACCUAGUGGUAACUGAGCAACCACUGCCAAACUAUUUCACGUAAGUAUUCUAUUGGUUGUGCAGAGCUCAUGGUUUCAUUUCUCUGCGCUUGCAAUCCCAGUCAAACUACAGAUUCAAGCUCAUAAAGGUUCUUUGCGUAUGAAUGAUGUGCAAUAGUAUGUGUGCGAGAUGAUGGUCUGUUCAUUUUUUUCCUUCCACGUAUCGCCUUCUCGUGACAUUCACCGUCCUUGGUAUCCGGCUAUUGCAAAUAGGUUUUUUAAACAUUUUUAUUUAUAUUUAAAAGUGAAAAGUACGAUGUGUGUCUGCUCAACUUUUUAAGUGUCUGCGUCAUAAGCUAUUUACAAAUAUAUUGUCUUUAUUUAACUAUGGCUAGUGCAGUGGUGAAUGAAACUGACAUAUGUGGACAAGUCUGCAUCAAGAAGUUUAAAAAAGGCAUUGUCUGUGCUCGUUGAGAAUGUAUUUCCGUCUAAUUCAACUAAUACGCUGACGUUAAGCAUUCUCAACAUUGCGACAUGCGGGCGUAAUUGGUACCAUGAGGAGGACAAAAGGACCAUCUCACCACACCUGGCAGACUGGUGGGGUGGUUCAUAAUGGAGUUUUUCCUCCCCCACCAAAAAGCCACGUGUGGUUGAUUAAACAAGGGGGAAUGGCAAAUGUACCAAUGACUGGAUGGAAAUAUUUACACAUAAAAAGUAUGUCGUUGUGCAAACAUGUUUACAGUUGAAUAAAUUAAAUGAAUACAGUUUAACACGUAGGCUUUCGCGACCAGUAUUAUUCAUAAUAAAGGUUUUUGGGUUAGAUCACGUUAAUUAUAAAUGUGUCCGCAACCCACAACCACCCGACACAGCCAAUCAGUAAAAUAAUGUGUCGCGUUGACAAAAGACAAAUAUUUCACUACUUUAGCCCACCGGUGUGUUGAAGAGUGAAGAGAUACACUUAUUGAAUUUUAAAAUCAUCUCAAUGCACAAAACCCAGCCAUUCAGUUCACCGUAGAAAUCGAGGUGAAUAACACACUCCCAUUCCUGGAUAUUUUGCUUGGACGCGGUCAAAAUGGCAAAAUAACGCACAGCGUCUACCGAAAGGGAAUGCACACAGAUGCCUAUCUGAAUGCAGAUUCGCAUCAUCACCCAGCAAAGAAAUCCUCUCUCAUCAAGAUGCUCGUACAUUGGGCAAAGACUGUCAGAUGGUGAAAGUUUAAGGAAAGAGAUUAAACAUGUUAAAGAAGGACUAAGACUGGCUACAAUGCUCAAAUUAACAGCAUUGAAUGCCAAAUCAAGAUCGAACAACAAUACUACUGAAAGUGAUCAGAUUAUCAAUACAAUUAAAAUACCAUAUUUCUCAGGAGUUCAAAAGUAAAACAUUAAAGUAAGAUUUGGUAUGGUCCACAAAAUUCAAAAUCUAGUGUCUUGUACUAAAGAUGAAUUGCCGAAGUUAUCAACAGAAGGUGUAUAUCGGAUUAAUUGCUUAUGCGGUAAGUGUUAUAUUGGACAGACGGAACGUAACAGCGUAAGACUAAAAGAACACCAAAGGAAAAUUAAAUUCUCCCAAACAGCUGUCAGCAGUGGCAGAGCAUGCUUGCCAACAAGGACAUUCAAUUUAUUUUUAUAACGUUGAAGUGUUAUGCAGAACUAAUUAUUUCUUGCCAAGAUUAGAGAAUCAAUUGAAAUUGAGAAUUCUAAUAAUUGUAAUCGCUGUGAUAGCUAUAGACUCAGCGCAGCCUGGAAGCGUAUUAUUAAGUAACUAGGGGUUGUGAGGGGGCGCCUGUGCCGCCCCUCAACCAUUUACGGCCUUUGGCCAGGAAAGUCGCGAAAACAAUUGCACACGAACGACGCAUUCACGCAAGCACCCGAUGCUCCGUUUAGAAGUUUUAAAAUGAAACAUCUUUGAAUUGUAUUGUUUUGAAUGAGAUCAUUGUAUUUCUUCAUUAAAAGCUUAUAUCAUUUUA
Lethenteron reissneri (Far Eastern brook lamprey) is the source of this 3561-nucleotide messenger RNA. RefSeq names its product opioid growth factor receptor-like protein 1. The record is from RefSeq and is a predicted model, not a curated record. Gene Ontology annotation, molecular function: opioid growth factor receptor activity. Gene Ontology annotation, cellular component: membrane. NCBI's taxonomy places the organism in Eukaryota, Metazoa, Chordata, Hyperoartia, Petromyzontiformes, Petromyzontidae.